Dracunculus medinensis (Guinea worm) is the source of this 1140-nucleotide messenger RNA. The record is from the annotation of a GenBank genome assembly. Lineage: Eukaryota; Metazoa; Nematoda; Chromadorea; Rhabditida; Dracunculidae.
AUGUACCGACGGGUUACGACAGCACCACAUCAGUCUGUGAACGCGGAUGCAAAUUCUCUUAAACCACCGAAAGCACCUGAACGACCACUCGUACCAUAUAUGAGAUUUAGUCGAAAAAUGUGGGCAAAAGUUCGUGCUGAAAAUCCUGAAAGUCAGUUAUGGGAUAUCGGUAAAGUGAUUGGACAGAUGUGGCGUGAUGCCCCAGAGACUGAAAAACUGGCAUAUCAGCAGGAAUAUGAGAUAGAAAAAGCAGAAUAUGAAAAGGCAUUGAAAAAUUAUCAUAAUUCAUCGGCUUAUCAACAGUAUCUUACCGCAAAAAAUCGUGCCAAAGUGGCAGAUAAGUCCAAUACUGUUGGUGGAGUAAUUGCAAGCAGUAAGUUAUUUGAAAUUGGUUAUAUUGUAAUACUUCUAGAACAAUCCAGAAUAGUUCAUUUGCAGUCGUUCCGUGCCAGAUUAUUACUAUUGAUAUGGUCGAUAUUUUGUAAUCGAGCACGUUAUGAAUCUGGUGGUGUUGUAUUGCAACCAGUAGAAGAUGAAGAACUCGGUGAUAUUUCUUCAAAACGUGUUGCUGCUAUGCGUUUUGAUCGGAAUCACCGAUUGAUUGCCGAUUUAUUCAGUGGCACUGUAGUCACAGAUACACGAACAAUUGUGGCACAGAAUCGAGUGGACAUGCUUAGAAAACAAGCGCAAUCACUUACCACUCAUCAAAGCAAAUUGGAAGACGAACUCAAAAAUUUAAGUGAAGUUUUCGAAGCGAAAAAACGCCAAAUCGAAAAAUCAUCUGAAGAAUUUGCAAAUAAAUUAAAGAAGGCUUGUGAGGAAAAGCCUCAAUUUGAUAAUGCAGCAACCGAAAAUUUAAUCAAGACGUGGGAGAAAAGGCUGUUGACUGCAUAUGAAGAAUACAAAGCAAAGCAAGAAGCAUUAAGGGCACAAAAAAUUGUGGAGCGAGAACAUUUGGUAGAAGAAACUCCUAUUUUGUAUAGGUUAACUGUGGGUGAUUCAUCUCCGUCACCAAAUGAACAAAAGACAUCCCAGUCACCAGAAACUACAACAAACGAUUCAGCAAAUGAAAAAACUGAAUCGACCAUGUCUUCGAAUAUAGUUCCAUCUAUCGGAGAUGAAAGUGUAGAAUCAUCCUAA